UUUUCCCUUCCACUUAUUUUCCCUACCAAAAAAACACAACAGCCAUCUACACCAGUUUACACAUUUGAUCAUAUUUUUCCAUCCCCAAAAAACCAAAGAAAAAACAGAAAGAAGAAAAAAAAAAUGGCAGUUCUAAAUUGCUACCUCUCAGUAACCUCAACAGCAACACCAAAAUCUCAAGAAUCAUCAACAAAUUCAUCACCAACACUACCAACCAAAAUAAUUCUUCCAAAAAAGAAGCCUAUGAAAUGGUCCACUGGUGAUGCACCAGGUGAAUAUGGGGGUCCACCUACUACAACUAAGUUAAGGAAAUAUUGGGGUAAAGAUGAAGAUCCUCUUACUUCUGAUGAUUUUAUUUGGAAUAAAGAAUUUAUGGGUCGAAUGAAAAAAUUUGUUCAGAAUCCUCAAGAAGAUCACUCUGCUCCUGUAAAGGAAGAGCCAUCUGGAUUUCUUAGCUUAAACAGAGUCAUGAGUCUUGACAGUAUGGAAAUUGACUUAACCGAGAAGCUAAUAGCCCCUUCUAAACCUAUGCUAGACCCUCAAGUCAAUGAAAGUCAAGCUAGUGUAAGUGCAUCUCAAAAAUGGAGACCAGCACCAACACGACGCGAGCAAGAGAAGUGGGAUAGGGCUGCAAAGGCUGCAACUGGAGGCAGUGAAGUGUUGCUCCGAGAAACAAGACGCUCAAAAGAGGACCCAAAUAUUUUGGCUGCUCAGUCGGAAGCGCAGUAUCUUAAGUUGAAGGACAAACUACAGUUGCUCACCCUAGGUAUUGGUGGUGUUGGCAUAGUUUCAGCAUAUGUCUCUUAUUCUCCUGAAAUCGCAGCAAGUUACGGUGCUGGGCUACUUGGUUCAUUGAUGUACAUGCGUAUGUUGGGGAACAGUGUGGAUUCUCUAAGGACAGAUGGACCCAAAGCGCUUAUCAAGGGAGCAGCUGGGCAGCCAAGGCUACUGGUUCCUGUUGUUUUGGUCAUGAUCUAUAACCGGUGGAAUGGGAUCCUUGCGGCGGAGUAUGGAUUGAUGCACCUUGAGUUGAUACCCAUGCUAGUGGGGUUCUUCACUUACAAGAUUGCAACUUUUGCACAAGCAAUUGAGGAGGCAGUGACAAUUGUAGGGAAGAAGACAGAAACAUAAUGUUAAUACGUUAUAGGUAUAGUACCAAAGUCCCCCUUAUAGGAUUUGAUAAUUUUUGUGUCAAUAUUAAUUUACUAAGAUAUACAUGUUUACAACAUUCUUCUUGUUUUAUAACGAGGUGUAUAGUUCAAGCAACAACGAAUUUUCAUGUUGAAUUCAUAUCCUUUUAGAUAGUUUACUCAUCAAGGAGCAAAAUAAAGCACUGCUUGUCCCGA
Messenger RNA from Lycium ferocissimum, 1346 nucleotides. RefSeq names its product protein CONSERVED ONLY IN THE GREEN LINEAGE 160, chloroplastic. Lineage: Eukaryota; Viridiplantae; Streptophyta; Magnoliopsida; Solanales; Solanaceae. Bases 124 to 1131 code for a protein of 335 amino acids. The transcript is spliced from 9 exons. The record is from RefSeq and is a predicted model, not a curated record.